AUGAUUCAGAGGAAGGAGGUGAUACACUCAGUCCUAGGACAGCUGCAGGAUGCCACAGAGAGCUCCGGCCUGCACGCCCUCACCAGGGUGGCUCUGGAGGUCCACCAGGUACUGACCCCCUUCACCCUGCCUUCCUCACCCUGCCAGGAGUUCCCCGACUGGGCGGGCAUCGACGGCGUGGCCCAUAGCCUGUACCCUGCUGACGCCCCCGGAGGCCUCCUGCCUCUGGCCUGUAAGGGAGAGGGGAACCUGUUGUUUGAUACAGCCAGCAUGCUGCUAGUGGGGACGACUCGUCUCAGUCUGGAGCUACAGGUACGUACGGUGGUGGAGAUGCUGCUGUGGAAGAGAUACUACCUGGGCGGUAUGAUCGACUCGAAGGUGAUGCUGCAGGCGGCCAGGUUCAGCCUGUGUGCCGAGGAGUCCCAGGACAUGCUCAACCUCCCCCUUUCAGUCCUCGAAGCUAUCUUCGACGCCGACGUCAAAGCCUCCUGCUUCCCCGGCUCCUACGCCAACAUGUGGCACCUCUAUGCCCUUUCCUCCGUCCUCCAGUGCAGCAUCUAUUCUGUCUACCCCAUGUACAACCUCAAGAUACGACCCUACUUCAACCGCCUGAUAAGACCCAGGUCCUACCCCAAAGACGUGGAUCCUAUCACCUUGCACAUCAUGUGGUCCGGAGAGCUGGAGGUGUGCUCCUCCAGGUUCAGACCUACAGUCUUUGUAGCGUUAGUCCAUUCUAGUGACCUCCGGAUGGGCAGUCCUAACGACGAGCAGAGGGUCUCCCCUCUGAAGACACAGGAGCUUCUCAACCAGGACUCUCUCCUGUCCUACUCCAGUCUGAAGGACAAGUACAACGUCACCAAGAGUACGUUCUAUCGCUGGAGACGGCAGACGCAGGAGCACCGUUUAAGAUCUGCUGCCAGGUACGAGGCCAAACACUUCCUCCAAGCGUGCUACCUGGAAGGGAAGCUCAUCCCUCUGCAUCAGUUCAAAGAGUUCUUCCCUGAGAUCUCCAGAUCCACCUACUAUGCAUGGAAGCACGAGCUGAUCUCAUCCGGCGGUAAUUUCUCCACGUUCUCCACGAGCGAGGUGAGUCCAGGGGACAGCACGGAGCAGGAGUCCUGGUCCUCUCCAGAGUCCAAGCUCGGGCAGGAGGAAGACCAUGAGGUAGAGCCAGACGCAGAGCAUAUCGACAGCGUGGCCAGUCUGUUCGGCCUGAACUACAACGAUGAUAAGAUGGAUGGAGAACGGGCCCAAAACAUGGCUCUGAUGCAGGAGGCCAAGAAGGUUCUUCAGAACUGCAUCGCUAGGAAUACAUCGUUCCCCUUUCGCAUCUUCAAGAGGAGCUUCCCAGGGAUCUCCAGGUCUACUUAUUACAACUGGAGGAGAGAGGCCAUGCUGUUUAACCGAGGCUACAAGGUCGGAAGCAGUGAAAACAGCUUGGACACGGAUAAGAGUAGUCCAACUGGUGGUCUGUCCCCUAUCGGGGGGACUGAGAGCGGUGGUCAUGCUGCCACGGUCUUCCCCAGAGUUAAGAUCUGUAGAAACAACCAUAAAGGGUUCAGGAUGGUGUUCCUACGCAGGAAGAAGCUGAGAGAAGCUGCCAAGAUGAAGGUGUGGAGGUCAAAAUGGCCUCUGUCUAGGUUCAGAGUGAAAUACCCCUCCCUGUCCCUCUGUUUCUAUUGGCUGUGGCGUAACGUCCCCAGUGGAACCAGGAAGGAGGAAACCAACACCCCGUCUCUAGAGGAGGACCGUUCUGUGAUGAUUAGGGAGAACAACAACGCAGUGAAAGGGAAUGGGAUGAUGAUGAUGGCAGAGAGUGACAUAAAGACAAAAGCUCCAAUGCAGGACGUGUUCUCCUUUGAGGGGGACCCGACAGAGGAUCUGAGAGCCCCCGUCACCAUGACCUCUGUGACAUCCCCCUCCCCCCUCCCCAACCCAACCAAUAUGUCCGCCACCACAGACGACCAGAUGUUUGUGAUGGAUUUGGUGGCCCUGGCUAACUUCAAGGCCAAGGCCAAAGUCUUCCUGCAGCAACGCUUUGAGGAGAAGUCCUUCCCCACCUUCAAAGAGUUCAGGUCCUUCUUCCCCCUGACUCCCCGUUCCACCUACUAUAUGUGGAAGAGAGCCCUGCAUCACGGAGUGCCACUGGUACAUGGCUGA
Molecule: messenger RNA, 2160 nt
Organism: Oncorhynchus masou masou (cherry salmon)
Lineage: Eukaryota; Metazoa; Chordata; Actinopteri; Salmoniformes; Salmonidae
Product: vertnin-like
Exons: 4
Coding region: 1-2160 (719 amino acids)
Biological process (GO): regulation of transcription by RNA polymerase II
Cellular component (GO): chromatin
Source: RefSeq, a predicted model, not a curated record